Stegostoma tigrinum is the source of this 1444-nucleotide messenger RNA. RefSeq names its product complement C1q-like protein 3. The record is from RefSeq and is a predicted model, not a curated record. Gene Ontology annotation, molecular function: protein binding. Bases 92 to 691 code for a protein of 199 amino acids. The transcript is spliced from 4 exons. NCBI's taxonomy places the organism in Eukaryota, Metazoa, Chordata, Chondrichthyes, Orectolobiformes, Stegostomatidae.
AUAGACAACAGCUCAGAGACAACACGCUGCACCCAGAGAGACACUGACAGAGAGUAACUCAGACCCGGGAUCGAGGACCCAUGAAAGAAAAAUGACCAACAUUGGGAAAGUGAUCUGGUUGUUUUCAGCUCUCUGUCACUUCAGCUGCUGGUCCACUACCUCUCAGGACUGUACCUGGGCAUCUGAGUUGACCUUUCAGGAUGUAAAAGACGCCAUUGAUAAAUUGAAACAGCUGGACAUCCUGAACACUAGAAUUGCAAAUUUGGAACAGCAGGUCGCUACUCUGCAGACAUAUGUGCCAAGCAUCAUUUUCCACGCCAAGGUGUCCGAUGGCAAGAACCCGAUUGGACCAGGUCACAUCGUCUAUGACACAGUUAUUGUGAACAAAGGUUCUGGCUAUAACCCUUCAACUGGGAUCUUCACUGCUCCUGUGGCUGGGAUUUACUACUUCACCUACUCACUGCUCGGGUUGUCAAAUUCAGGCAACACCGAGGUGCACCUGAUGAAAAAUAGAGAAGCCCUGAGUUACAUCCAUAGCAUCCUGUCAGCAAGUCAAGCCCAGGCAGCAUCCAUGCCAGCAAUACUGACCCUCAACAAGAAUGACCAGGUCUGGGUCAGCCUCAUUCAGGGAGGAGCAUGGAGUGGACGAGGAGCCUUGAAUUUCCAGGGCGUCCUCCUGGAGGCCAAGUAAGAAGAGGUUUAUGGCCAAAAUCAAUAACGCAUUCCCAACAUACCACUCCCCAUCAUUCCCUACACCCUUCAAUAUCUCACCUGGUCCAAUCCUACUUUACUCCCUCAUCCCCCGCACUUUUCACUAUCCCACCCGGUCCAAUCCCACUCUCUCCCCAACACUCCCCACACCCUUUAAUCUCCCACCUGGUCCAAUCCCACUCUUUCCCCCUCACUUCCUGCACUUUUCAAUAAUGGGUUUCCUCCGGGUGGUCCAGUUUCCUCCCACUGUCCAAGGAUGUGCAAGCGAGCUGGAUUGGCCGUACUAAAUUGUCCAUAGUGUUCAGGGAUGUGUAGAAAAGGUGGGCUAUAGGGGGAUGGGUCUGGUGGGAUGCUGUGAGAGCCAGUGUGGACUUGUUGGGCCAAAGGGCCUGUUUCCACACUGUAGGGAGCCUAGGUCAUAUCAAAGUCAUAUCCCACCUGGCCCAACACCAGAGUCUUCCUCACUCCCCACACCUGACUACUUUGGGUCCGUAUUUAUAUUGUAAUCAUUGUAAUAACUAACAAGGCCAAGGAAGUCACUUUGAUAUUAACAUACGCCCAAUGCAGCCAUUUUGUGUGUGGCACAUAUUUUAAUCAAAUCACUGCAUGCAGAUGUUAAUCAGACAGAACAGCUUUUUGUAUUUAGUUGGAUUACAGUUUCUGAAUGAAUAAUCGUUAUUAGUAAGACUGGAUUUUCAUUUGGAACUGUUUAAAUAAAGCUUGUGAAAUUGUU